Puccinia graminis f. sp. tritici CRL 75-36-700-3 is the source of this 765-nucleotide messenger RNA. RefSeq lists its product as uncharacterized. The record is from RefSeq and is a predicted model, not a curated record. The coding region runs from base 1 to 765 and encodes 254 amino acids. NCBI's taxonomy places the organism in Eukaryota, Fungi, Basidiomycota, Pucciniomycetes, Pucciniales, Pucciniaceae. The transcript is spliced from 3 exons.
AUGAACUCAACACAUCAAUUCCCCGGUCGCUCGACCGAGUACAACGCAGGGGCUUAUGGUCGCGAUGGCGCACCCGCUCAAAACUUCAUGUCCUCUGUUGCACCUGCUCACCGCCAACCGGGGCCACAACGGCCUAACAUUGCCCCUUCAGAGCGUCCUCUUCCCCCGAUGGAUCGCUUGUCUCCUACAUCACGUUAUGCACCUCAAGCCCCGUCCUCCCACGAUGCCGAAAAUCCAUUCAUUUCUCCUCUUGAUCCCAAGCUGCCUCCCCCCAAAGCGGCCUUCCUCGAGCCGACCUCACCCACCUCACAUACCUUUGAGCCUCACACAUCCGUCGGAUUGAUUCACGGCGAAUCAGAGAAGCCUUCGACAAGAGAAGAUUUCUAUCGUCCCGGUGCCCAAUGGAAAGAUUUGGACCGAGCCAAGCAGCAAGAAUCCAGUAAUUGGCUCAAAAAACAAUCUCAGGCUGGCUCGAAGUUUAAAACGAUCACUUGGAUUGUCGCAGUCAUUGCUCUGGUGAUCAUAGGCGCCCUGAUUGCCAAGAUUGUGACGAAAAAAUCCGAGCCUGUGACAGCCCCAGCGCCACUGAAAUGGGCAAACGGUGCUACACAUGUGCCGACCUUUGGAGCAAACGCCACCACCACAGCCGUCCCAACCGACACCUCGAAAACCGCCAAAACAGCCGCCGCCGAUUCACCAACAAGUAGUUCUGCCUCCACCUCCAAAAUCUCAAGCUCAAAACGACACUUGGUAGUCCUUGAUUGA